CUCUAUACGCGGUCGCCUUAAAUCUAUUCAGUUCUGCAGGUUUUGAAUUAUGAUGUCUAGUCAGGGUAUUCUCGUUGGCUAACCCGAUUUGUUAUAGUCUUUACUAACAAAUCCGUUUGCUCAUUGAAUUCAUCUGUCGAAUUUACAUACCGAAUACCCUGUUCUGUUCCAAUAUCGUAUUUUGAUUUGCCAUGUUAUUCGCCCCACUUGGUUUCUUAAUAUUCUUUAAUUGCAUUAUCCUGGUUCAUUCUCUAUAUUCAGUAGCAUUUGAAUGUGGCAAACCAGCCAUUUAUUUAAACAAUGAGUUUUGGGUGACGGACCUCACUCAGGAUUGUCUCGAAGACGAAUUAUCAAUUUUAAAUUAUUGUAGGAAAGUAUACAGUGGGAGGAAUAUAACCACUGUUGUCUCCGCUCCUCCUAUUUCUGUAGUACUAUCUGAUUGGUGUGAAUUUGCACAUAAACAGCUUGGAAAGUGUCAAAAUUUCAGUAAUAAACAGCAUGAGAUUAAACCAUUUAUAUGCUUAGAUACCAUCCCGAUGUCCACACUGUUUAUUCCUGUUGGUUGUCAGUUAAGCAGCCUUGAUAGUGAUCGAAGCUACGUCUGUGAAAACUAUAAGUUUUGGGAGAGUUCUACCCAAGAAGCUUGUUUUAGACGUAACAUGAAAUUUCAGAGUUAUCUGCCAAUCAAACCCUGUGUCAAAGAAAAGGACUUCAGUUCUAUAUAUUUCGCGGCUGCUAAAGUAGUUUGCUGUGAGAUUCAUGAUUCCCAGUUCAAAAAUUCUACUGUCUCUAUCAAACCACUCACCAAUCCAGAUGACAAGACCGAUCCAGUCUCAGAUAAACUCAUUAGCGUGAGUAGUAAAUUAACUACCACUGAAAGUGAUGUUCGGGAUAGUCAUAAAGUUGUCAUUGACUAUUUGUCACCCAUGAAUCCAAAUCCUUCUGGUUUGGUAAUGUCUGAACGUGAACGUUACAAUCAAGCUAAAAUGGCAUUGAAUAAUGACUUACGCAAACACGAAAAAGUGUUAGAGCAAGAAUUGUCAAAUGGCGAGUCAUUAAUUUCACCUGAGGACUGGCUAAGCGAGCCAAUAAAAAGUCAACUCGAGGAGGAUAGUCUGGUUCAAGAGUUUCGGAGUAAAUUCGUUAAGUUGGAAAAUGAAUCAGAACUAGAUCGGAAGUCUUUGGAAACUACUCAUCAUCAGCGAAAUGAAGCUCAAAUGCUUGAACGUAGAAAGGCAAUACAAAAUGCAUGGGAAAAGGCUGUAAAUAUUGAGAAUCCAAAUAAUUUCACACUGUUUGAAACGCUAAAACGUUUAUUCCAAGUUGUUGAGCAUGAUCGUAGUCACUACGUUAAACGUUUUGAACAUUUACGCAAUAUGGAGCAACCUGAAGCUGUUCAACAAUUAACAUCCAUCAAGAAGAAAUUGGUUGGACUUGAUGUUCUGCUUAAUCAAAGUUUGGAAAAAAUAAAUCUACAUCCAGAACUAACUCCAUCUUUGUCAGCUUAUGCAAAUUAUCUUCGCAAUAAUAAAUACGGCAAAUUGGAAGCUCAAUCAAAAGCUGAUUUAGUCGCUGAUGUUACGUUACCGGAUAUGGUUAAACUGCCUACAUUUCAAGAACAAGCAUCAUUAAAAGCCGAAAAAGUUGUAGCUAAAUAUCGUCAUCAUUUAGAACCGUCAUAUUUAGACAAGUCGCUAACUAACCAUUUGAACAAAGAUCAAAUCAAACCUGCAAGAAGACAUAAAUUGUUGACCAAUCAUCUUUUCGGCAACAAUAAAAAUAAAAACUUUUCUAAUUCUCAUCAAAUGAAAACAACUACAAUUAUUCCAACAAUUAACAGCUCAACCGAUGUUCCUAUGAAAUUCAUGUUAAACACUGUUGAUUAUUCUUCAUCUGUAGUAUCAUUUAAUGAAAAUCAAAAUACACCUCAUAUUAUUGAUAAUGAAAUAACAGAAAAUAAAACAACUGUUCAAUUUGAAUCAUAUCAGAAUCGAAGUAUUGUUACGUCACAUGCUGAUCAAGUAGUCAAUACAUCUAAUUCAUCUAAUGUUAAUAAUAAUAAUCAUUUAACAACUCAACCAGUACAUAUGACUAAAACAGCAUACAUUUUAUUCAUUGUUUUAGGAAUCAUUUUAAGUUUAAUUUGUUUAUUUCUUAUUUUACGUCGUUAUUUCACAUCAAUUCGUUAUAAUCGUAAAGGUUAUACAAUGACUGUUGUUGAAGUCGAUGAAGUAAUCGCACCAAAAGUCAAUUCACCACAAUUUUUACCAGUUAGACAAAAUCGUUUUAGAAAAAAUACCAAUUCAUCAUCAAUGACAAAUAAUUAUCCGAAUGAUUUAAUACAAAAUUGGCAAAUGAAUGGUUAUGAAAAUCCUGCAUAUCAAUUUACUACAACGAAUAAAACUGAUCGAUUCACUCAUACCAAUCAUCAUCAUCAUCAUCAUGGAUUAUUUCAUCAAGAUAAUAGUUUUGAUGAUUUUGAAAUUUAAAUUCUUCUUUUUUAAAAUAAUUCAGUAGUAUAUAUACAUAUAUAUAUAUUUAUAUAGGAUAAACUUUCUCUAUCUACUUACCUUACCUACGUUAUCUAAUCUGAAGAAGAAGAAAAAAACAACACAUAAUGUAUAUUUAUCAUUAGCAUCGUUUAUUGUUUCACUCAUCACAUUCACAUUAUAUACGGAUAAAAAAAAUGACUUUGUUCUGUUUUAACUAACUUCUGCUGUUUUAUUAUUAUUUUUUUUUGAAAUAAUCCUUCUCGACGGUUAUCGAUUACAGUAUCAUAUCUACUCCACUUAUGGAUGAUUCGUGUCGAUUGUACACGUGAAGCAUUUAUUGUUAGGGCAUUUUUUUUCUUUCUACAUUUGCAUGCAAAUAUUGUGUGUUUUGUUGGUGUUUGUGCAAUAUUCCUGGCUUUAUCAUCAUCAUGAUACGUUUUAUUAUUAUUAUUAUUAUUAUUAUUAUUAAUUGUUUAAAUUUGCUUACUCUUUUUUUACGUAUGACAUGAAUAAAAACGAUUAUUUUUCGUUUAUUUAGAGCUUUUAAUCAUUAAUUUUUUUCCAUAUUUAUGCAUUCAUUUCAUUUGUAAUAUAGUUUCCUGUUUUUUUUUCUUUUGAAAGAGAACAAAAUUUGCAUGUGUUUUUAUGUAGUUCUGUGUUCCCAAGUGUGCAUAUUCGUUCUCUUGUUUUAAAAGGUUGAGUCUUUAAGCAUA
Messenger RNA from Schistosoma turkestanicum, 3205 nucleotides. Lineage: Eukaryota; Metazoa; Platyhelminthes; Trematoda; Strigeidida; Schistosomatidae. The record is from the annotation of a GenBank genome assembly.